This is a messenger RNA of Coregonus clupeaformis (lake whitefish), 2279 nucleotides long. RefSeq names its product forkhead box protein N4-like. Gene Ontology annotation, biological process: regulation of transcription by RNA polymerase II. Gene Ontology annotation, molecular function: DNA-binding transcription factor activity, RNA polymerase II-specific; transcription cis-regulatory region binding. The coding region runs from base 161 to 1663 and encodes 500 amino acids. The record is from RefSeq and is a predicted model, not a curated record. NCBI's taxonomy places the organism in Eukaryota, Metazoa, Chordata, Actinopteri, Salmoniformes, Salmonidae. The transcript has 10 exons.
UCGACCACCUUCCCGCCGCAGCCCAUCAAACCGCGCAGCCAAGCGCGCGGGGUCGAAAUUCGAACCAAACAGUGCCAGUGGUGCUGAUGAACAGCUCCUCGCCAGAGUGGAGUCGACACUGGACAGUCGGAGACAGAAGAGAGAGGAUACCACCCCCAGAAUGACGGCAAUUCUCAGAAAUUCUGGAAGUAACGUUAACGUUAAUCAUCACACCUCAUCACAGGAUUUCAGGCUGCUGACCACUGAGCCGUCCCUGCAGAGUGAGGAGCUGGGGGACCUGCAGUCUCUGUCCUGGCUAACCACCGUGGAUGUACCCAGGCUGCAGCAGAUGGCCACAGGCAGACUGGCCUUCAACAACACAGGGCCCCAAAGCAGCAUACUGGAACUACACACAGACCAGCAAAGCAACAUGAGUACAGCACUAGGACAUAAUACCAUGGCCCCUCCACAUAGCAACAUGCAAAACACUUAUAUUGGAAUGAACUACCUCAACAAUCAAAAUGGAAAUAUGGCAGGAUUCCCAGGAAGUGGUGUGCCUGCCUCAGGAUACCAGUCCUCCCCGGUCCACUGCUUCCAUUCCCCCCAGCAGGCCUACAGCCCAGCUCAGGCUGUGCAACAGCAUUCCCCCAGCAGCCUGUACAACAGCACCUCCUACCAUAACCAUAACCUGUAUGAUCAGCAAGCAGCAGUCAUGAGCAUCACCAACCCCCACAGCAACCAGGAUCUGCUACAACAACUCAAGGCCUUUCCUAAACCUAUCUACUCCUACAGCUGCCUGAUUGCUAUGGCUCUGAAGAACAGCCGGACAGGCAGCCUUCCUGUCAGUGAGAUCUACGGCUUCAUGAAGGAGCACUUCCCUUACUUCAAGACGGCACCUGACGGCUGGAAGAACUCUGUGAGACACAACCUGUCUCUGAACAAGUGCUUUGAGAAGGUGGAGAACAAGCAGGGAGGCUCCUCCUCCUCCACUCGUAAGGGCUGUCUAUGGGCCCUCAACCCAGCCAAGAUCAACAAGAUGGAGGAGGAGAUGCAGAAGUGGAAACGCAAGGACCUGACUGCCAUCCGCCGCAGCAUGGCCAACCCUGAUGAGCUGGAUAGGCUGAUCACAGACCGACCGGACGGCUGCCGGAGAAAGCCCUGUGACCCUAGGAUGACAUGUGUCCCUUCCAGCCCCUGUGGUCCCCCGCUGUCUGGACAUCUGCAGGCCUCCCUCCCCUUCCACCACCAGGCCCAGAAUCACACCCUCCUAGGAGAACCCAGCUCCCCUGUACCCGCCCGGACCCCUCCCCUCCAUGCUGUCCCAGACUACUCCCACAGCCCCUUCCCCCAGCAGCAGCCCUACAGACAUCCCCACAGCCACAGCUUGUACGGCCUCCACCCAGACGUCACAGCCGAGGUGGACGCUCUGGACCCCAGUAUCAUGGAGUUUGCCGGGAGCCUAUGGGAGGAGAUGAGGGAGGAAAGCUUCAGCCUGGAGACUCUGGGUACCUUUAACCACUCUCCUCUGUGCCUGUCUGACUGUGGGCUGACUGGCCCCAGCACUGGACAGCCCCUGGUGGACCGACAGGUGGCCGGGCUGUACACCAGCCACACCACCCCAGCUGUUCCCUCCCAGUACAUCACCACCACAGAGGCCGGGGGCCAGGCCAUCGCCCAGCUCUGACUUUGACUGUGAAACACUGAUAUACAGUGUAUUAAACACUGAUAUACACUAGGACAGACUAUGGGAAGACCACUACUGUUGAACCUGCAAGUCCCCGCACCAACUGUAUGAGAAUCCAGAACUUUUCCCCACCUGACAGGAUGUCUCGCCCCUUUUAUGUAUGUUUUUUGUUUUUUACUGAUUCCUGUUUCUACACCAAAGCACAUAAGAAGCAGCCAAAAUCAACAAGCGUAGGUAUGUUUGAUUGGGUCUGUCAGCUUUUUACAGUGAUGAGGAUAAUGUGUUUGUGUGUGUGGAUCUUUGGAGGUAAAAUGCAAUGCCACUUUAUCUCUACAAGAGCCGGUGUCAAUGUUGGUUUCUGUGAAGAUACGUAGAUGUUGUCGGUGAAACUCUUCUGUUAUCUAGGCUAUUCCUUGUGGAGGUAAAGUCUUAUUGAUUUACUAUCUUGUGCAAACAAUACUUUUUAUUUUACUGGAUUUGACUUUGGUACUGUAGCUUGAUAGUCUGUUUGAAGUACUAUAGUACUGCUAGGCAGGUAUUAUCUCUGCAUUUUCUGUGUAUUUAUUUGGGUUCAUUUGUAUUUAUUUACUAUGCUCUGAGUAAACUCUUGAUGUCA